Molecule: messenger RNA, 2436 nt
Organism: Sipha flava (yellow sugarcane aphid)
Lineage: Eukaryota; Metazoa; Arthropoda; Insecta; Hemiptera; Aphididae
Gene: Pgant6
Product: N-acetylgalactosaminyltransferase 6
Exons: 11
Coding region: 547-2307 (586 amino acids)
Cellular component (GO): Golgi apparatus
Source: RefSeq, a predicted model, not a curated record
AGUUGUGAUAAUCUAUAAUAAUGAGAUAAAAAAAAACAUACAGUUGGCCUUUCAACGCUUCCGUAUGAUAGGCAUUGGUUAAAAUCCUUAUAAAAUAUAUUCUGAAGUAAAAUCGUUAAAUUAAAUAUUCUUAUCAACAACGAUUUAGUUUUCGUCCGGGAUAUCAUAAGUAAAUAUAAUAAUCUAUAAUUUUUGCUGAUAAACAAAAUGUGAUGAACCAUGGGGUGCGAUCUCAACUACUCAGCGUAUCUAUCGACCAUCUAAGCGCAUAAGCUUAUGUCUUGCGUGGUCUUUGUGCAUUUGUAUUUUAUAUUUAUUUAAAAAGUACAAUGUAUCUUAAUAUUUACUUGCGAUCGCCCUUCUGUCGUUUCUGUUUGCCGGCACUAAAUUAUUCAUAGUUCAUCAACAAUACACAUCUAUAAUAGUAACGAAAAAUAUAUAAAUUCAUUUAAUAUUAUGCUGCUUGCCUAAUAUUGAAUAAGAUAAUUCGGUAACCUUUUUUUAUUUUAUUAUUAUAAAUGGUUACUUUUCAUAAAUCAAAACAAUAUGAAACGAAAUUUGAAAAGUAUAUUGAAGUAUUUAUUUUUUAUUCUGAUUACUGCCUUCGUUACAAUUGUAAUUUUUAAAUUGACUAUACGAAUCAAUCAGCAUGAAAACAAUGAUACAAAACAAUUAAUGACUGCAGUUAUUUUGAACGAAAAAUUGAACUCAAAUAAUAUUCCCAUGAUUGAUUGGCAUGAUCGAGAUUUAAUCAAUGUUGAAAAACUACGAACCGGUAUUGGUGAACAAGGAAUAAGUGCUUCACUUCAAUCGUUCAAUCGACAUAAAUAUGUUGAACUAUAUAAAGUGAAUGGAUUUAAUGCAUUGUUAAGUGAUAGCAUAUCUAUCAACCGUUCAUUACCAGACAUUCGGCACAAAUUGUGUAAUUUUAAGAAAUAUAGUAGUAAAUUACCAACUGUGAGUGUAAUUGUACCUUUUCAUAAUGAACAUUUUUCAACACUUCUCAGAACUGUUUAUAGUGUCCUUAACCGUUCUCCUAAAAGUUUACUUAAAGAAAUAAUUUUAGUAGACGAUUCAAGUACCAAAGCUAAUUUAAAGAAACCAUUGGAUAAUUUUGUAUCAAAAAAUUUAGCUAAUAGAGUGAAAAUCAUACAUUUGAAAAAAAGACAAGGGUUAAUAAGAGCUCGUUUAGCUGGUGCAAGAAAAGCUACUAGCGAAGUAUUAUUAUUUUUAGACUCGCAUACUGAAGCAAAUGUUAAUUGGUUACCUCCUUUAUUAGAACCUAUUACUAAAGAUUACCGAACUUGUGUUUGUCCAUUCAUUGAUGUUAUUGCUUAUGAAACAUUUGAAUACCGAGCUCAAGAUGAAGGAGCUAGAGGUGCUUUUGAUUGGGAAUUUUUUUAUAAAAGAUUACCACUUUUACCCGAAGAUCUUUUAAACCCAACCCGACCUUUUCGGAGUCCUGUGAUGGCCGGUGGUUUAUUUGCAAUAUCAGCUAAAUGGUUUUGGGAGCUUGGUGGCUAUGACCCUGGUUUAGAUAUAUGGGGUGGAGAACAGUAUGAAUUAUCAUUUAAAAUAUGGCAAUGUGGUGGGACUAUUUUAGAUGCACCUUGCUCAAGAGUAGGACAUAUCUAUAGAAAAUUUGCUCCAUUUCCUAAUCCUGGUAUUGGAGAUUUUGUUGGAAAGAAUUAUCGUCGUGUAGCAGAAGUAUGGAUGGAUGAAUAUGCUGAGUAUUUGUAUCUUCGAAGACCACAUUAUAGAAAUAUUGACACUGGGGAUAUAUCUGAGCAAAAAAGAAAAAGAAAAAGUCUCAACUGUAAACCUUUUAAAUGGUUCAUGCAAGAAGUGGCUUUUGAUUUAGUAGAAAAAUAUCCUCCUAUUGAACCACCAGAUAUAUUUGAUGGAAAGAUAAGAAGUUAUACUGCUCCUGAAUUAUGUUUAGAUGCUAAGUCUGAAAAGAAACUUGAUUUAAAGGAAUGUGUUGAUGAUGACAUUGAAACUCAAAAAUUUAUAUUAAGCUGGAGGAAUGAUAUUAAAACGAGAAAUAAUUUGUGUUUGGAUAUAAGUGAUUCAUCAUUCAAGGCUAAAAUCACUUUGUAUGGAUGUCAUAAUGGUGGAGGAAAUCAAUUAUGGCAUUAUGACCAUAAAAAAAUGAAGCUCGUUCAAGGGAAUAAUCAUAGAUGUAUGGAAAAUGACAUCAGUACUAGAAAAGUUUAUGUUACUCAAUGUAAACAAAAUUAUGAUGACCAAAAAUGGAUAGUAGAAAAUUUUAACUCACAAUCAUCUACUUGGUCAUUAACUUAUUAAUAAUACUGACAAAAUUAUUUAUCUAAAUUAAUUGGAGAAAGUAACAGAAUUGAUAAAAUGACAAAAAUAUAUAAAUCAAUUAAUUUUACACUCAAUUAAAUAUUUUUGACUUCACUUAAAUUAAAAUAA